Messenger RNA from Halteromyces radiatus, 1464 nucleotides. Its product is annotated as arginine-tRNA-protein transferase-like protein 1. Gene Ontology annotation, molecular function: arginyl-tRNA--protein transferase activity. NCBI's taxonomy places the organism in Eukaryota, Fungi, Mucoromycota, Mucoromycetes, Mucorales, Cunninghamellaceae. The coding region runs from base 32 to 1306 and encodes 424 amino acids. Gene Ontology annotation, cellular component: cytoplasm. The record is from RefSeq and is a predicted model, not a curated record. The transcript is spliced from 7 exons. Gene Ontology annotation, biological process: protein arginylation.
UUUCACUUUUUGUUUAUCGAAUAAAUUGGUAAUGUCAUCAUCUCAAGAAAUAUCCAUUGUAACUGUUGUUGGAAAAAGUGAACAUAACUGUGGUUAUUGUCACCAAAAAAAAACUUCUCACACAUUUGGUAUUUGGGCUCACUCUCUUACUUGUGAAGAUUAUCAAGCACUCAUCGAUAGAGGAUGGAGAAGAUCUGGAAAAUACCUCUACAAACCUGAUUUACGUCAAAGUUGUUGUCCUCAGUAUACUAUAAGGUUGGACGCGACAAAAUUCAAAGCAACAAAGUCUCAACGAAAGAUACUACACAAGUUCAACCGUUUUAUUCAUGGCGAAUGGAAUCCACAUCAAUCAAGCACUACACACUCUUCAGAAUCAAAAAAACCACCAAAGAAAUCGACUGGUAAAGGAGAUCUGUCCUUGAUAGAAAUGAUUCAUGCUGGUGAACAAGAUAAAAAGUCAAGUGAUUCAAAUGAUCAUUCCUUCAAGAUUGUUUUAGAACCUUCAUCAUUUACUGAAGAAAAAUAUGCUUUAUACUAUAAAUAUCAGCAACAAGUUCAUCAUGAUAAACCAUCAGAUAUUUCAAAGGAAGGGUUUAGGCGCUUCUUAGUGGAUACUCCUAUGGAAUUGGAACGAGUGAAUGAUCAAGUGACCUGGGGAAGCUAUCAUCAGAAAUACAUUUUGGAUGGAACCCUGAUUGCUGUCGCAGUGCUGGAUAUAUUACCGCAUUGUGUAUCAUCAGUCUAUUAUAUGUAUGAUACGGAUUACUCCUUCCUUGGUUUGGGCAAUUAUAGUGCCUUACGCGAAAUCAGUUUAACGCAAGAGUAUCAUUUAUCCAUUCCGGAUUUGAAAUAUUAUUAUAUGGGUUUUUAUAUACAUUCAUGCGAAAAAAUGAAAUACAAGGCCAAGUAUCAUCCCUCGGAUUUGUUGGACCCAGAAACAUAUGAUUGGUACUCUUUUAACGACAUUUGCAAACCUUUAUUAGAUCAACACAGAUAUACCUCUUUCUCACGCUCGAAUCAGGAUAUUCCAACAGCAACAGUAACAGCAGAACAACGACAUCAUGAUGACGAUGAUAGUAGCAACAAAAGACGUGCGACAACAUCAUUGAUCCCUCCUGGAUGGCUGGAUCCGGCAUCAUUAGAUGAUGACGAUUUGAACCAAGUGCUUGUAUUAUCUGGAAGAAACAGAGUUGUGCCUGUGACAAUGUUACUGAAAUAUCAUGAAGAACCAAGUUUCCGAAAUGAAAUCAAGGAUUAUGUGGCAUCUACUGGGUUGGAAUUAGCUCACCGUAUGAUUCUUUGUUGAACAAUUUUAUAAUUUAGAUUUAUCCUUUAUGUAUAUAUUUAGUUUAGUAUUUCUUUUGAUCACAAAAUAAAAAACUUUAUAUAUUCUUGACAACAUAUUUUUUUUUCACCCAAUCUGUUCAGGAUACCCAUAUAAAUAAAGUAUCUUUAUUCCCUUGA